CUGAUAGAUUUUAUUGUGCAAAGCUAGAGAGAGAGAGAGAGGCUUAAGAAAACUUUGUUAGAAAAUGGAGAAUAGAGUUAUGUGUUUAGUGAUGGGUUGCUUGGUGUUAGGGUUUCUGGUGGCGCAGAGCAGUGCUGUUGACAAUCCAGGAUGCUACGGUAAUUGCGUGGAUAAAUGUAGGAAAACCAAAGGCCUUUUUGGGGUUGCCGCAUGUGGCGUUAUAUGCAUAGCUGAAUGUGCGUUCGACAGUCCUUCUUUACAUAGUGUCCCCAAAAACAGUCACUACUUCUGCAAGGUUGGAUGUGCUUCUUCCUUGUGUGCCAGUUUAUUGGAUCAAGAAAACCCAGAUAUUGAGAAAGUGGGCGGCUGUGUAGAUUCUUGCUCAGACAGAUGCGCCUCGAAUACCUUCUUACCACCAAAUAAGAAUUAGGGUUUAGCUAAUCAUAUUAUGUAAGGCCAAUUUGAAACUAAAAUAAUGAAUUAUGAAUGAUAUAUUAUUUUGGAUUG
Molecule: messenger RNA, 507 nt
Organism: Prunus persica (peach)
Lineage: Eukaryota; Viridiplantae; Streptophyta; Magnoliopsida; Rosales; Rosaceae
Product: thionin-like protein 2
Exons: 2
Coding region: 65-430 (121 amino acids)
Source: RefSeq, a predicted model, not a curated record